Messenger RNA from Rhincodon typus (whale shark), 3951 nucleotides. RefSeq names its product serine/threonine-protein kinase TAO2-like. Lineage: Eukaryota; Metazoa; Chordata; Chondrichthyes; Orectolobiformes; Rhincodontidae. The coding region runs from base 336 to 3392 and encodes 1018 amino acids. The transcript is spliced from 20 exons. The record is from RefSeq and is a predicted model, not a curated record. Gene Ontology annotation, biological process: protein phosphorylation. Gene Ontology annotation, molecular function: protein kinase activity; ATP binding.
GAGAAGGGAGACGGACCCGGGCAUAGGGUGACGGUGGAGGUGGGAAUUAGGGGAAGAGAGGGCCCGCAUUCGGAACGAUAAGCCGCGGGGUCCCUUCCCUUGAUCGACUCGAUUCCCAGAAUCGUAUGCGAACCUCCCGACGAAGGGCAACGGUCACCUACCGGUGGGAAAGAAUAAGGAGGCGGACAUCAGAACGAGCUCUCUAUGUGACGCUGCGUGCGUGAGAGGCAGGGGUGUGAAUGCAGCAACCUGCCCUCCGUCACCCUCAGGGUCGGUGAGGCUGGGCACCGAGCACCCACCCCACCCCAGUCCCGUGACACAGCCCACUUCCCAGGAUGCUGACCAGCGCUCGGGCUGGAAGUCUCAAAGACCCCGAGGUGGCUGAACUGUUUUACAAAGAUGACCCGGAGAAACUGUUCGUCGAUCUGCGUGAGAUCGGACAUGGGAGCUUCGGAGCGGUCUACUUUGCGAGGGAUAUGCGAAGCAGUGAGGUGGUUGCCAUUAAAAAGAUGUCGUACAGCGGGAAACAGUCCAACGAGAAAUGGCAGGAUAUCAUUAAGGAGGUGAAAUUCCUGCAGAAUCUACGACACCCGAACACCAUCGAGUAUAAAGGCUGCUACCUCCGCGAGCACACGGCCUGGCUGGUGAUGGAAUAUUGUCUGGGAUCAGCCUCGGAUCUGCUGGAGGUUCACCGGAAGCCACUGCAGGAGGUGGAGAUUGCAGUCAUUACUCACGGUGCCUUGCAGGGAUUGGCUUAUCUCCACUCGCACAACAUGAUCCACAGAGAUGUGAAGGCAGGCAAUGUUCUCCUGACUGAGCCAGGACAAGUGAAACUGGCAGAUUUUGGUUCAGCCUCCAUUGUGGCUCCUGCCAACUCCUUUGUGGGGACACCAUAUUGGAUGGCCCCUGAAGUGAUCCUGGCCAUGGAUGAGGGGCAGUACGAUGGGAAGGUGGAUGUCUGGUCUCUUGGCAUUACCUGCAUUGAACUUGCGGAGAGGAAGCCGCCCCUGUUCAAUAUGAAUGCGAUGAGUGCCUUAUAUCACAUUGCACAGAAUGAGUCCCCUGUGCUUCAGUCUAACCACUGGUCGGAUUACUUCCGGAAUUUCGUGGCUUCCUGCUUACAGAAGAUUCCUCAGGACCGUCCCACUUCGGAGCUUCUGUUGAAGCAUGUGUUUGUGAAGAGAGAAAGGCCUCAGACCGUGAUCAUGGAUCUGAUCCAGAGAACGAAGGAUGCCGUUCGGGAACUUGAUAACCUGCAGUACCGUAAAAUGAAGAAAAUCCUCUUCCAGGAGACGAGGAAUGGCCCAGCCACUGACACACAGGAGGAUGAUGAGGAGUUGGAUGCCUGUGUGGGUCGCACUGGGACGAUAAACAGUGUAGAGAGCAGUCACUCUGUCCCAAGCAUGUCGAUCAGUGCCAGUAGCCAGAGCAGCAGCGUCAACAGCCUGGCCGAUGCCUCCGACGACAACAGCGAGAUCGCCAUGAUGCAAGAGGGUGAUCACACGGUCACCUCCAACAGCUCGGUGAUCCACCUGCGACCGGGUAACGACGAUCUCUACGAUGACCCGUACUCGGGGGAAAUGGAAGCCCAGCCCCCGGCCCCCUCCUCCUCCUCCACAUCUUCAUCUUCAGCAGCAGCGCGGAGGAGAGCUCAUUACCGAAACCGUGAGCACUUCGCAACCAUCCGCACGGCCUCGCUGGUGACGCGGCAGAUUCAGGAACAUGAGCAGGACUCCGCACUGAGGGAGCAGAUGAGUGGCUACAAGAGGAUGAGACGGCAGCACCAGAAACAGCUGAUGGCUCUGGAGAACAAGCUGAAAGCAGAAAUGGACGAGCACCAGCUGAGGCUCGACAAAGAGCUGGAGACACAGCGCAAUAACUUUGGCGCAGAGUGUGAGAAAGUCAGCAAGAGACAACAGAGCCUGCUGGAGAAAGAAGGAAAGGCAGCUGGAAUCGAGGAGAAAAAGUUCCAGCAGCACAUCCUGAGUCAACAGAAGAAGGAGCUGAGCAGCUUAUUGGAGGCACAGAAACGACAGUACAAACUCCGAAAGGAGCAGCUCAAGGAGGAGUUGCAAGAGAACCAGAGCACCCCGAAACGUGAGAGGCAAGAGUGGCUGCUGAGACAGAAGGAGAACCUGCAACACGCACAGGCCGAGGAAGAGGCGAACCUUCUGCGACGGCAGCGACACUACUUGGAAUUACAGUGCCGUCAGUACAGGCGCAAAGCCUUACUGUCCCGACACAACUUGGAACAGGACCUACUGCGCGAGGAACUGAACAAAAAGCAGACGCAGAAGGAUUUAGAGUGUGCGAUGUUACUGAGACACCACGAGUCAACGCAGGAGCAGGAGUUCCGGCACCUGAGCACUGUUCAGCGAACACGCACGGAACUGAUACGACUGCAGCACCAGACUGAGCUCAGUAAUCAACUGGAUUACAACAAGAGGAGGGAGCAGGAGCUGCGUCAGAAACACGUGGCGGAGAUUCGACAGCAGCCAAAAUGUCUUAAAUCGAAGGAGUUGCAGAUUAAGAAGCAGUUCCAGGACACAUGUAAGAUUCAGACUCGACAGUAUAAGGCUUUGCGGAACCAUCUCCUUGAAACGACGGUGAAGAGUGAGCACAAGGCUGUGCUGAAACGACUGAAGGAUGAGCAAACUCGAAAGCUAGCCAUUCUGGCUGAGCAGUAUGACCACAGCAUUAAUGAGAUGCUGUCCACCCAGGCACUCCGUCUCGAUGAGACACAGGACUCCGAAUACCAGGUCCUGAGAGCACAGUUGCAGCAGGAGCUCGAGUUGCUGAACGCUUACCAGAGCAAGAUCAAGAUGCACACUGAGGCGCAGCAUGAGCGGGAGGCCAAGGAGCUGGAGCAGAGAGUGUCCAUUCGGCGGGCACUGUUAGAGCAGAGGAUCGAGGAGGAGAUGCUAACGUUACAGACCCAGCGGACGGAGCGUAUUCGGAGUUUACUGGAACGACAAGCGCGGGAGAUCGAAGCUUUUGACUCGGAGAGUUUACGAUUGGGUUUCAGUAACAUGGCCCUGAGCAGCCUCCCCCCAGCUUCCGCCUUCACCCACUCGUACCAGGUCAGCCGAGGAGCCAGCAGAGGGGUGGGAGGCAGAGAGGGAGCAACAGCAGCGUCUGGGCCAGGCCCAGGCCCAGGCCCAGGGCCCGGCUCGGGGACACCUCAGGCCUGGAGACAGCAGCCGACGCUGGCUACGGGCUCCUGGGCUCACCCGGGCCCCGUCCCCGGGUCACGGGGGAGCAGCCUCGUUCUUCGCAGCAGCCCCCAGGCCCUUCACCAAACGGCUUCAGGAGGACAGGCUGAGGCUGGGAUCGGCCGCAGCACCAGCGUCACUUCCCAAAUCUCCAACGGCUCCCAACUCUCCUACUCCUGACCCCCACCGUGAGCACAAACAUCCUUCCUUCCUCCCUCACUCCUCCUACCCCAGCCCCGCAACCACCCCCCCACCCCACCUCUCCUCCACCCACCUCCCUCCCUCCCGCCCACCUCUGGGUGGACUGUGUCCUGUCUGCCUGCUGGUUUUUGUCUGGGUGAUGCUGUCACUGCUUUUCUCGAAGUGAAGAUAUGCUGUUUCUGUUCAUUGUGUCACUGUGGUGGUGUAUAAAAGAUUGGGACCUCGGUAUCUCUUGGUGUCCUGUUCACUCACCUGCCAAAAAACAAAACACACAGCUCCCCACAUACUCCCUGCCACAGAGAGCAGAGGCUGAAAUGCCGACUGUUUUCAGGGAGGAGUCAGAGAUAGUUCUCGGGGAGACAAGUGAGAGCAGGGGAUCAGCCCGGAUCCUCCCUUUUUUCUAUGUUUGAAGGCGAUCGAUGCGAUUCAAAAGGAUCUUAUCGUUGAUAGCGACCCUCCGAUUUCACUCGCAAUGUUGGCAACAUCAGAAACUUACAGGAAGCAAAAAAAAAUGAAAAAAAUACAGAAAUUUACUGAG